Messenger RNA from Halteromyces radiatus, 378 nucleotides. RefSeq lists its product as uncharacterized. The record is from RefSeq and is a predicted model, not a curated record. Gene Ontology annotation, molecular function: mRNA binding; metal ion binding. The annotation marks the transcript as partial. The transcript is spliced from 2 exons. NCBI's taxonomy places the organism in Eukaryota, Fungi, Mucoromycota, Mucoromycetes, Mucorales, Cunninghamellaceae.
CAGGAUUAUUCAUAUUCACUAUCUACUACAAAUGUGAUGAAAACCACAUCAACCCCAACAUUCUCCGUGACAACUUCUAUCGACCAUUGUAUACCCACCAUCUAUGAUGGCAGUAACAACACUUCCGUCAAUCCAAAAAAAUCUCAUCUUUACAAAACUGAAUAUUGUCGAAACUGGUCGGAGCUAGGUGUAUGCAGGUAUGGGAAAAAAUGUCGGUAUGCUCAUGGUGAUGAAGAAUUACGAAUGGUACCAAAACAUAAUCGAUACAAGACUCAAAUAUGCCGUGCUUAUCAUCUGGAAGGAACUUGUCUUUAUGGUAGCCGAUGUACUUUUAUUCAUCUUGAUGAAGAUGAAGGGAAUCAAACAAGACGGAAUUCU